AUUCCAACCCUCCACGCCCAUCAUAAUCCUGUCCUCGGCAAAGAGAUCAACACGUCAUGGCGCCAAAUGACUGGACACUGCUUUCGCAACCAGACGAAGAUGCGCUCCACAAUGUCUCUCGUCUCCUCGCCGUCGAAGCACGCCCAUACAUGCACACAGCCGAUCGCCUGCUAAAACCAAACUUCUUCUCUGUCGCGCGCGCCCAGCUGCCCUCCCCACCACCAGAUGCCACGCCCGAACAGGAAGAAGCCGCCUCGAAACCGCUCUCGAAUGAGCAAAAAGCGCACAAAGUCGCCAUCUGGCGGCGAGACAUAAUGAACGAGCUCUCGUUGCUCGACUUUGCUAUUGUGCGCGCGGAAUUCACAACGGAGAGUAAUGUCGAGGAGCGCAAACGGUAUGCGGUGGAGAAGGAUGGUAUCACGACCAAACAACAACAUGUCAAAGACACUAUCGAACAGCUAAGGGUGGAUCUGGUCGAGGCCAAGGAGACGCUUGCGGGGCGCAAGACGUACGACGAGUUGACGGAGAAGAUUACCAGCAGCAAGAUGCUGAAACCACGGGACGAGCAGGCGCUUGCGCAUGCGAAACUGGACGAGGAGAUUGCGGAGCUGGAGUGGGAGAUUCAGUCUGCGAAGAACACGUGGAGCGAGCGACGGAUGCAGUUUGGCAGGAUUGAAGAGGAGGCGCGAGAGAUGCUGAGGAUGAUUAAGGAUGAGAAGGAAGAGGCGGAGCGCAAGGAGGGCAUGAUGAAGGAUGGAGAUGAGGAUGGGGAUGUUGAAGGCAGCACCUCUAGGGGAGAUGUGAGCCAUGUUGGCACUCCGCGGCCAGAUGGUGGCAUGACGCCGGUUCACGUCAGCCAGAGCGGAGAGGGCUCUUCCACACUCAGGGUUCCACCGCAGGAUCGGUUGAGGGCGCUUUCUAGGGAUCAGAGCCCUGCGCCGUCUCUUGCUAGGUCUGGCGUUCAUGAGGAUACCGACAUGGCGGAUUUGGAUGCGAAAGCGGGGCAUGAAGAUGACGAUUCUUCUGGGUUAGAAGAGGGAGAAGAUCUGGAAGAAGGCGAAGACGACAGCGAGGCCAAGAUGGACGAGUCGUGAGCGGGACGAGUACGCGAUGGCUUAUGACCGCUACGAUGAAGACGGACGAAACUUCUUGGUUCGUGAGCGGCCUCGUUUUCUCGAUCCCUUUCGGAACGGAUCUCAUUCAGGUCUUAUAUUUUCGGCAUAGCGCGGUGUUCUGGCUGCAUUUCAUUUCUCGUUUCAGACGUCCAUCUGUAGACUCCAAUACCCUCCUCUAUGAGUAUGCUUCAUCAGUAUGCUCGUCCCUAUCAGCAUGCCGUUCACGACUUUCAUAAUCCCCACCUACGCACUCUCCUGCAUCGCCUCUUUACCCUUCGCAAUCGCUUCCUUCGCCUUCGUCACCUCCGCGUCGGGCGCAUCUGCCCCACUAACCU
Messenger RNA from Dothidotthia symphoricarpi CBS 119687, 1450 nucleotides. RefSeq lists its product as uncharacterized. Gene Ontology annotation, biological process: mRNA processing. The coding region runs from base 57 to 1094 and encodes 345 amino acids. NCBI's taxonomy places the organism in Eukaryota, Fungi, Ascomycota, Dothideomycetes, Pleosporales, Dothidotthiaceae. The record is from RefSeq and is a predicted model, not a curated record. The transcript has 2 exons. Gene Ontology annotation, cellular component: THO complex part of transcription export complex.